This is a messenger RNA of Bursaphelenchus xylophilus (pine wood nematode), 1374 nucleotides long. Lineage: Eukaryota; Metazoa; Nematoda; Chromadorea; Rhabditida; Aphelenchoididae. The record is from the annotation of a GenBank genome assembly.
AUGUUCGAAUACGACCGUCUCGCCUUGGAUGUGGCCCAGCAGUUCGCCAACACUCCCAAAAAUUUUGAUCCCGCUCCAGGCCGGCCACGAAGAAAGGGAACUCAGGAUGAUGGAGUAAGUUGUCAUCAGAUUAUGUAUAGUUUAGUCAUCAUUAUAAAAUAAUUUGAUGUGAAUUUCAGAAAGAUCGCCAUUUCAGUGGGAGCUCCAUGGAUCUGUUUGAUUGUGGCUCCAGCUCCGGAUAUGGGAGUCCUGGGGUUGGAGGCACACCGUUGGCUAGUCCGGCACCAAACUCUUCUUCUUUUAUUGCACAAUCAGUGCAACGAAUGUUAUUGGAUCAGGGAUUCUAUGAUGAACUCAAAACUAUGGGAAAACAAAGUCAGCUCCAGUUGAAUGCGAACGAUUUGAGCGCGAUGAUUGCUGGGAUGACCGUUGAACAGGUUGAUAAGGUGAAGAAAUAACCAAAAAAUUGAUACUAAUCGCGCUCAGCAACAGGCAGUUUCCGCACUGUGCAAUUUUUAAUUUUUAUCCGCACUGUGCAUCUUUCUCUGAUUUUUCGCGUUUGUCUCCGCAAUUUCCCGUUUUUUCGCUAGCGACGUGUACUUUUGCUCGCGACAAACACGAAUUUGCGCGCGCGACGUCGAAAAUACGAACUUUCGCACGGUGCGAAAAUUGUGGGUAGUAUCUAUCAUAGUCUUGAUUAUAUAAGUUUAUUUAUUUUUAUUCAGAGUAUUUGUUCUGAGAAUGAAAAAGAACUUCUCAGUCUGUCAACAACAUCGUCGCAGAUCUCCCACAGUUCUCCAUUCAGUCCAACACCAACUCAGACUAUAAUCAGCAAUCCGACUCCUGUGGCCUUUGAAGAUGGGUUCAGCCAAGAUGAGAUAGCUCAAUUCGCUGAACUUUUAUGCAGCCCCAAGAAGACUCCUCCGACUAGAUAUCAAUGCCACAUCUGCUAUAACACUGGACACUACAUUAGUGAUUGUCCGAUGGUUAGUUUUAUUUUAUUUUUUGUUUUCUGACAGCAAUUCAGAGAAAAGAAACUGAACUAAUUAAAGAUUGCAAACAACGAUGACUAAUUUCGAUUAAUUUCAGCGUUUCAACAGCCCCUACGAAGAACUGACCCCUUAUCAAGGCCGAAAGAAAUGCUAUGGAGAAUUCACUUGUCAUCAAUGUAAACGUCGUUGGACUUCCCAAAACUCUGUGGCCAAUGAGGCCCAGAGUUGUAUCAAAUGUCAUGUUCCGGUGUUCCCCCACAAACAGUUGCCGGUCGAUAAGGCGGUCGCUUUAGGAUUGGUGAAGGCCCAGAGAACUGUGCCAACCAAGGUGGCUCCGAUUGGCCAUGGCCGUCCACCGUUCCCGACAGCUGUCAGGCCUUGA